Larimichthys crocea (large yellow croaker) is the source of this 1546-nucleotide messenger RNA. The record is from RefSeq and is a predicted model, not a curated record. NCBI's taxonomy places the organism in Eukaryota, Metazoa, Chordata, Actinopteri, Sciaenidae.
AAAAUGAAGAAAGAACCUCCCAGUUUGGAGUUUUUGAGUUUCCUGUUUUUCAGAGACAAAAAAUUCUUUAGUUGUAGGUACGGGAUAGUUUAACUACAUAGUGCUUCUCUGAGCACAUUUGUUAUAGAACUGCAGCCGUUUUGUAAGCAGGGCGACGUGCCUCGAUAAAUCAACCAGCAGGGACAAAUUUAAUUUCAAGGAGAAAUAUUGCUGCUUGAGAGAGGAGAUACCAAAGCCUUUAGGGACCAGAGGAGGUGCGGUGGAGAGAGAGACAAAGUGAGAAAGUGUGUUAACAAGGACAUCACAGCCAUGGAGGAGAGAGAAAACUACACCAGCCUACAGGAGCUCACGGACCAGUCUACAACUGAAGGGAACAGGCCCAUUCUGGAACACAGCAACGGCUCCCAGGGACUGAAGCGGGGUGUUGAGUGUUUGAGGAGUCAGACUGUUCUCCUGAUGGUUAUUGGCUUUUUGGCCUCCAUCUGCGCCAACAUCGUACUGACUGUGCUCUUGAUUGGCAAGCCGGUGCCAGGUGCAGCUGUAGACUCUUCACCUCUGGGUUUGAAAUUAACCUCAAUGCGCAGACGUUACAUCCAGCUAUGCGAGGACUACACCGCCCUGGGACAGGACUGUUCAAAGACAGUUAAGCAGUGCAGGGAGUGUCCCGAUGGAUGGAUUCAUGUCGGAGAUCAGUGUUACAGCUUCAGCGGGGACAAGCAGGACUGGCUGAAGAGCAGAGACAGCUGUGAAGAGAUGGGCAGCCAUCUUGCCAUCUUGCACACUAUGGAGGCGCAUGACGCUCUGGAAAAAGAAGCCAAGAAAAUUGGAGGAUUUGAUUACCACUUCUGGAUUGGCCUGUCUGACAUAGAGACGGAAGGAGAUUGGAGAUGGGUGGACAACACAACAUUGCAACAUAAAUAUUGGGAUCAGUGGAGCUCAGAGCCAAAUAACCACCAGUCAGGAGGCGAACACGGAGAAGACUGUGCCGUCUUAGACAGCCACGCAAAGACAUGGUUUGAUGUUCCUUGUGAACACAUUUAUAAACGGAUCUGCCAGAUGGACACCAUCCAGCUCAACUGAUAAUACUACACAGGUGGAAAGUCUGGAAACUACACAGGGUUAUGACAGAAAACAUAACAUGGUAAAAUGUUUGGGAUUACAGAAAGGUAAUUCUUGUGACAUACAACAUAUGCAGAGGAGAUAUUGAUGCUAAAUGCCGUGUAUGUGUUGAUUUAUCGCUUAUUGGAAGAAAUAGGAAGUACUAAUACAAGUCCUGUGAUGGACAGCCAUCGAGAAGUAUGUACGUUUCAUAAAUCUAAAAGGAAAAAAACAAAACAAAAGAUGCAUUGUAGUAUUGCACUGAUAUCAAGUUUUUGUGUGUCCAAUUAUGAUUCAUUUUUUCAUUUACUUGAUUAUUUUUUUCUUAUUGCAAUGCCAUGAAUGCUGUGACUGUGUCCGAGAAGUUUGGGCAUAAAUAUUGUAACUGUGUAGACUCACAACUUAAAACUGAGCUGCAAAUAAUUCAGAAAUGUAUUAGUAAAUUUUA